This is a messenger RNA of Ogataea haglerorum, 1080 nucleotides long. RefSeq lists its product as uncharacterized. Lineage: Eukaryota; Fungi; Ascomycota; Pichiomycetes; Pichiales; Pichiaceae. The record is from RefSeq and is a predicted model, not a curated record. Bases 1 to 1080 code for a protein of 359 amino acids. Gene Ontology annotation, molecular function: 1,3-beta-glucanosyltransferase activity; glucan endo-1,3-beta-D-glucosidase activity. Gene Ontology annotation, biological process: cell wall organization; carbohydrate metabolic process. Gene Ontology annotation, cellular component: cell surface; fungal-type cell wall; extracellular region. The transcript has a single exon.
AUGUUCGCCAGAACCCUCCUGUGCACGUUGUUGGCUACUGCUGCCCUGGCUUCGCCCAUCCACCAGCACCACCAGCACGCAAAGAGAAACCCAGCUGUUACCGUUGUUGUCACAGAAUACUUCGAUGCCAACGGCCAGGUGACUUCCUCGCAGAACCCUGUGCCAAGCGGCGACGCAUCCGACAGCGUCUCAUACUCGGUUGCCAGCGCCCCUGCGUCGGGAACCUCCGAGGAGCCAUACUAUCCUUCCAGCCAGAGCACCUCGGGCUCCAGCUCCACGGCCUCGGCCGGCUCUGUGGAGGCCUACGCAGAAAAAAGCAAGGGUAUCACGUACUCUCCGUACACCGAUUCGGGAUCGUGCAAGUCCGAGAGCGAGGUUGCCAGCGACAUCGCCAAACUCUCGGCCUACGAAAUCAUCAGAGUGUACGCUCCAGACUGCUCCUGCAUCACCAACAUCAUGGCCAACAUGGGCUCGAACCAGAAAAUUUUCGCCGGGCUCUUCAACAUCGGCUCGCUCACUGACGACAUCGCUACUUUGGCCGAACAGGUCCAGGCCUCGAGCCAGGGCUGGGACGGCAUCUACGCUGUGGCCAUCGGCAACGAGUGGGUGCAAAACGGCGAGUCUGCCUCGAACGUCGUUAACGCUGUCUCCUCGGGCAGAUCGACCCUUUCGUCUAAAGGCUGGACUGGAAAGGUGGUGACUGUCGACACCGUGGGAGCAUACCAGGACAACGACAGCCUGUGCGAGGCGUCCGACUUCAUUGCCGUCAACGCACAUCCAUACUGGAACGGGAACGUCAAGCCAGAGGAUAGUGGCAGCUUCCUGCAGUCUCAGCUCUCGCUUCUGCAGAGCGUCUGUGGCAGCGAGAAGUCGAUCCUCAUCUGCGAAACCGGAUGGCCAACCCAGGGAGACACCUUCGGACAGGACGGUGUUCCAUCGACGGCAAACCAGCUCACUGCCAUCAAAUCCAUCACCGACUCGCUUGCCGACCAGGUGAUCAUGUUCACCACAUACAACGACUACUGGAAAGACCCGGGUAGCUACGGUGUCGAGCAGUACUGGGGUAUCUAUCCCAACUGA